Messenger RNA from Periconia digitata, 1001 nucleotides. NCBI's taxonomy places the organism in Eukaryota, Fungi, Ascomycota, Dothideomycetes, Pleosporales, Periconiaceae. The record is from the annotation of a GenBank genome assembly.
CGACAAAACUCCUGUGUUGCGGCGUAAGCAGAGCAGGCAGACGCACGCAGGUCGGACUUGCCCACAGCAUGUCCUUCAAAUGCUCCAAUGCUCUGACUAUUUUUUCGUUCGUUUUCCUUUUCUGAAACAACUCUAAACUUAUCGAGGAAGAGCACCCGCCUAUUGACACUAUGGCCCGAUUCGUACCAAAACAGGCGCUUCCUUUGGAGGCAAAAUACUAUGCGGAAAUCCUGGGAGAUGGCACUCAAGACGUUGCCAACCAAAUUGUUUCUUACAUUUCUCCUCUACCAGAAGGUACUGUUCUGCACGAUAAUGCCUGCGGCCAGGGAAUCGCUUCAAAAGCCAUCAUGGCCCAAUCGCCAAAGUCCAUCAGUAUUCACGCAACCGACAUCUGGGCGAAAAUGGUCGAGGCGACCAAGGCUGUGGCCUCCCAGAACAGUUGGCCAAUCGAGUGCGCCACGAUGGCUUCGGAAGACCUCACCUUCGAAGACAAUUUCUUCACGCACACCGUCAUGAACUUCGGUAUUCACAUGGUUAAAUCCAGUGCUGCUGCUGCUUCCGAGAUUUAUCGAACCCUGAAGCCGGGGGGCACGGCGAUAUUCACCGUGUGGGCAGACACAAUAUUGAUCGACGCCGUCAAUUCGGGUCAUGAGCGAACUCGAUCUGCGGGAACACCGCCCCCAACAGGGGUGACAAAGCAUUGGAUGGGAGUAAACCAGGUGUCUCAGGUUCUAGAGCAGGCUGGUUUCGACCAUAAGAACAUCCGCCAUGAAACUGCAGCGACCAGUAUCGAGGUACAGGAUUCGAGACGCUGGGCCCAAAUCGUUUGGAGCUUCAUGGGCGCCUUGGACUCCGGAUGGGAAAAAGAGGACGAGACAAGAUGGGAAGAGGCUGUUGAUACGGUUCAGAAGGUUUUGGAGACAUGGGAUGGAUUCAAAAAACAUGAAGAGGGCGAUGGGAAAUUGACGAUGACUGCUAAUGUCGUAAUAGUGACUAAAUGA